Anthostomella pinea is the source of this 315-nucleotide messenger RNA. The record is from the annotation of a GenBank genome assembly. NCBI's taxonomy places the organism in Eukaryota, Fungi, Ascomycota, Sordariomycetes, Xylariales, Xylariaceae.
AUGAAGCUCUCGCUACUGCUCUCUGCAAGCGCCCUCGCGUGCACCGCAACGGCCACCGUCGCCCUGAAGCCCAGACUCCUAAAGGAACAUGUGGGCUACAAUUUCCAACCCAGCGUGGCCGAGGAGGAAGGCGGGAAGAGCUAUUUAGCGAAGUUGGCCGAAGACAUGCUUUCGCAGGACCAGUGCGGCGCCGAAUGCCACCCCAUGUUGGACACCAUAGCGGGCCGGUCCGCAUGUACCGGCACGGAAUGCCCUAUCUGCACGGACAAGGGCUCGUUCGACAAGAAGCAUCGGUGUCAACAGGAUAAAUCGUGA